CUCAGCUUUAAUCCCACUUGGCUUUCUUGUUUCCUAAGCUUUGCCUUUUCAUAUUCUCGCUCAUUUUCUGACUAACCAAACACUAAGAAAAAGAGCAGGGAGUCAAAAAAAUGUCCAUGGAGCCCAACUCUCUCUUCAUUCCACCAACUGGGUUUUCAUCAGUCUUAAGCUUGGAGUUGUUUCUCUGUGUCUUCCUCUUCGUCUCUGUUUUCUCCUUUUGGCUCUCACCUGGUGGCCUUGCUUGGGCUUUGUCCAAGUCCAGAGCUCAACACCCUUCAAAAACUGCCAUCCCUGGUCCUUCUGGCCUUCCUGUUCUUGGGUUGGUCUUGGCCUUCACUGGCUCUCUGACUCACAGAGUUCUAGCUAGGCUUGCUGAGACCUCAAAGGCCAAACCUUUAAUGGCAUUCUCUGUUGGGUUUACUCGUUUUGUCAUCUCCAGCCACCCUGAUACAGCUAAAGAGCUCUUGAAUAGCUCUGCGUUCGCUGACCGGCCCAUUAAAGAGUCUGCUUAUGAGCUUUUGUUCCAUAAAGCAAUGGGCUUUGCCCCUUUUGGGGAGUAUUGGAGGAACUUGAGGAGAAUCUCGGCCACCCAUUUGUUCAGCCCGAAAAGAAUCGCUAGUUUCGGUUUGUUUCGGGAAAAUAUCGGGCACAAAAUGGUGGAGGAGAUGAAGGCCUUGAUGGAGAGGGCUGGUGAGGUCGAGGUUAGGAAAGUGUUACACUUUGGGUCUUUGAACAAUGUCAUGAUGAGUGUUUUUGGAAGGAGCUAUGAGUUUGGAGAAGGGUGUGAAAAUGAUGGCGAGGCUCAUGAGCUCGAGGAGUUGGUGAGUGAAGGGUAUGAGUUGCUUGGGAUUUUCAAUUGGAGUGACCACUUUCCUCUUUUGGGUUUGUUGGACUUGCAAGGUGUGAGGAAGAGGUGCAAGAAAUUGGUGGCAAAAGUGAAUGUUUUUGUUGGGAAAAUCAUAGAGGAGCAUAGGGUGAAGAGAGUUGCGGGUGCUGAUCACGAAAGUGGUGAUUUUGUUGACGUGCUUCUUGAUUUGGAGGAGAACAGACUCAGCGACUCUGAUAUGAUUGCAGUUCUGUGGGAAAUGAUCUUCAGAGGGACUGAUACAGUGGCAAUACUCCUGGAGUGGAUUCUUGCAAGAAUGGUUCUACACCCAGAUAUCCAAGCCAAGGCCCAGUCAGAGAUUGACACCGUUGUAGGCACCGGUAACCGGUCUGUAUCAGAUUCUGACCUCCCCAACCUUCCCUACCUCCAUGCCAUAGUCAAGGAAACCCUUAGAACGCAUCCACCAGGACCCCUCUUGUCCUGGGCCAGGCUUGCCAUCCAUGACACUCACUUAGGUCAUCACUUCAUCCCAGCAGGCACCACUGCCAUGGUCAACAUGUUUGCUAUUACACAUGAUGAGAAGAUCUGGUCUGAUCCCAACGAAUUCAAACCAGAGAGGUUCAUCGUGAAUGAAGAUGUUCCCAUUAUGGGCUCUGAUUUAAGGCUGGCUCCUUUUGGCUCUGGAAGAAGAACCUGUCCUGGUAAAGCCAUGGGCUUGGCCACUGUGGAGCUGUGGCUUGCUCAGUUGCUGCAGAGCUUCAAGUGGGUCCCUUGUGAUGAUCAGUCUGCAGGUGUGGACUUGUCUGAGACCUUGAAACUUUCUCUGGAAAUGAAGCACUCUCUUGUCUGCAAGGCUGUUACUAGGGUUGUGAUCUGAUCAAAUGCUAUUUACUUGUGGUGCAUGUUUGUUAAUUAGGCUAGCUAGCCCUAUGGUGGAGAUCAAAUAAGUUGAUCAUUUACUAUGUUAAAAGCUUUAAUUAGCUAGGCUUUUGUUAGAUAGGAAGGGCGCCUCUGGUUCUUCGAAAAUAAAAAUAAAAAUAAAAAAAAGGGUAGGGCAUGUGAACUUUAGGUUACUUUGAUUAACAAGACUUAGCUUGGGUUUGGGUUACUUCUAUCUUUGUUAUAUGCAGGGCUUGUGGAACUUUCUUGUAAACUUUUUUUGUCAUUUAUAUAUCAAUGCAA
Molecule: messenger RNA, 2008 nt
Organism: Prunus mume (Japanese apricot)
Lineage: Eukaryota; Viridiplantae; Streptophyta; Magnoliopsida; Rosales; Rosaceae
Gene: CYP78A10
Product: cytochrome P450, family 78, subfamily A, polypeptide 10
Molecular function (GO): iron ion binding; heme binding; oxidoreductase activity, acting on paired donors, with incorporation or reduction of molecular oxygen
Source: RefSeq, a predicted model, not a curated record